Anneissia japonica is the source of this 1017-nucleotide messenger RNA. RefSeq lists its product as uncharacterized. The record is from RefSeq and is a predicted model, not a curated record. NCBI's taxonomy places the organism in Eukaryota, Metazoa, Echinodermata, Crinoidea, Comatulida, Comatulidae. The transcript has 6 exons. Bases 149 to 583 code for a protein of 144 amino acids.
GACACCAAACAGUCUAAGCGCGAGUUGUGAAAUGUCGAUGUUUUCAUUUCUCUUUCGGUUUCUGGCAGACGCUAGCCUAAUUUGACAGGCUUAUGGAUAUUUACAGAUCUAGAAUAUUUCACAAUUAGUGGACAGUACAAAUAAUGAGAUGGAGGAAACCAGCACAACACUUGAAAGCUGGAUGCAUGUGUUUGAUGAUUUUGAGGGUCUGCUUGAGAUUCUUCAUGGAGAGACAAACAAUGAGUUCUGUAUCCAUUGGAAACGGCAACGUACAUUGCUUUGCAAAGGUUGUGGUAGAAUUUAUUUCUUCAAUACCAGAGAGGAGUCAAUGAGAUUCAAAGAUAAGGAAUGUAAGUGUCAAGUGCUUACUGCAUCAUUGUCUACAGUUAAAAAGAAAUUAAUUCCAAAGAAAUCAUGGCUAGCAGGCUUCAUAUCACCCCCCGGUGGAUUUCCAGAUGAACUUGGAAAAAACAUGAAAGCAACCAGAAAAAUGAAGUCACUAGCAGAAACAGAUUCUCAGGGUUUUCUAUAUUUUACCAGAUGUGUUUUUAGUACUAAGUAUUUUGAAGACCAAAAAUAUUAAUACUUUUUGAGUUCAGAGGAUGCAUAUUGUUGAUGAAUAUCAGGAAGACGUAACAGUACUAUUCAUAAAAAAUUAAUAAAAAGAAAACACACUGACAUUUCUAUUCAUAUACUAAUCAAAAUAAACACCAUAAUUUUGUAAUCCUUUAAUUCCUGUAAGUCAUAAUAAAUCAUCUUAGAAUGCAUUUUGGUGCUUAUAAAUUCACGCUUAGAGCAAUUAAGCAAGUAAGAGGAUGUUUGAAGGAGUUCUAGAUGCUAUGAGACUGGGACUGGUUCAUAACAGGUGUAAACACUUUCCUUGAUUGAUUCACACAUUAGGCCAUUUAUAGUGAAUUAUCAAUUCUGAUUAAAAAUAUAUGGCUUUAUUUUGAAAAAGUUCAGUGUUACUUAGAUAGUGCUAUAUAUUGGUUGAUAACACUUCAAUUUUAUGAUAAA